Durusdinium trenchii is the source of this 789-nucleotide messenger RNA. NCBI's taxonomy places the organism in Eukaryota, Dinophyceae, Suessiales, Symbiodiniaceae. The record is from the annotation of a GenBank genome assembly.
AUGAAGCAGCUCUUUUUGGGUCCAGUGAGCCACUGUACAGCCAUGGCAAUGAACUUGUUGCCACGCUGCGCCUCUGUCCACCACCAGUCUGGAGACGUCGUGCGGAGUUAUUUGCACACCACUGCGCUCUCGGCAGAAUUACUUCGUGGUCCGGGUGGAAGAUCCAAAUUUGUAUCACAGGAGGCCUGCAAAGCACUAGUGGAGGCUGAGAGUGUUUGCAAGGGCUUUCUUCCACAAGUUCUCCGUGGAUCUGCCUUAGUCUCGAAAAUCCUUGACCUUCUUGUUGAAUCUUUCAGAGAUGCAGCUUCUGGCAGCAACUCCUUCAGGGCACUGGAGACGCCCCUUCUCACCUUUCACAACAAAGCACCGCUGAAUAUGCGAAAGGCUCUUCAAGGGAGGAUUGUUAGCGCUGCUGGGAAGUUGCUCAGCUCACCGCCGGAAACUUAUCCACUUGGUAUUUCGCUAACGGCUUUGGCUGCGGCAGUGCGAGGGCCAGGGGAUGUGUCGAGAUGGAAGCCGCCUGAAGUGCUCCAGAUCCAAUCAGAGAGCCGAUGGAAAAUGCCUGCAGACGUUCGCUCACAGGUGUUGGAACGUGACGGGGAGAGAUGUUGGUACUGUGGCGAAAAACACACCGAUGGAACAAACACUUUAACAGUGGAUCAUUGGAUCCCUCUUUGCAGAGGCGGUACAAAUGCGAUGGUAAACCUUGUUUGUGCUUGCAGUAGCUGCAACGAGUUGAAGGGCAACUAUAUGCCCGAUGAUUUUGCAGCCGCAACGGGUUCAUUUUGA